AUGCUUCGCGGACAUGAGAUGUGUGCUUCUUGCAUCUUCGUUGCUUCAUGCUCCGGUGCUAUGUUUGCGCAGGGAAGCUUGCAGCUGAUGGCUGCCUUGCUGAAGCUGGCGCCGAGGAUUUUCGUGGAGCUGCCAGACCAGCCAUGGCUGCAACAUGUCUACGACCAUUUCGGCACUGCGAGGGUGUUCUUGCAAGCUGCGACAAAGCUAACUGGAAAGCAAUGGAACUUUCUCGGGCCUUUGGUCAUGUCGGAAUGGUACGGAAGGCGUGAGCUGUGGCUGCUGGAAGAGGAGCCGCCUUUGGCUGCCCCGAUUCUCUCAGCUCCAGGCUGUUUGCGGGAGGCCGUUUUCCCGUGCUUGCUUCCUGCCGUGGGUGGACGCACGAUCGCUGCUGAGCCGGCAAAGCUCGAGGUCAGCGAUGAGUUGAAGUUUUUCUGGCACCGGCCGUCGUGGGCGGCUGUGGAAGAGCAGAGUGCGGACCCAGAAACAGUUCGGAUUUUCCUGAACGGCUGCUUCGACCUCAUGCAUGUCGGCCACUUCAACGCCCUCAGACAGGCGAAGCGCCUCUUUUUUCAGCAAGGGUACAAGAAGGUGGUUAUGCUUGCCGGGAUUCACUCUGAUGAAGCCAUUACUCGACAGAAAGGCCCUCCUAUGAUGUCGGACAAUGAAAGAGUUGCAGUGUUGGAGGCCACGAAGUGGGUGGAUGAGUUCGUGACACAUUUGCCCUAUGUCUCUAUGUCUUCACAAAUGGCAGAUGCCCUGCGAGUAAGAUGGAUAUGCCAUGGUGAUGAUAUGCCAAUCUGCAAAGAUGGCGAUGGCAUGUACAGCGAUGCCAUUGAACAUGGCCGCUUUCAAAUGCUGAAGCGCACUGAGGGCAUUUCUACGACUCAGAUCAUCGAGCGUCUCCUUCGGCAGCAAGGCCUGGGAUCCGGCUGUGAGGCGGAGGCCAUGGAAACAGCCUUGGCCACAACGCAGCGCCUUGGACAAUUUGCAGCUCCUGCAGAUCCAGAGCAGGGAGUGAAGCUGCUCACCUCGGCCAAGCAUGUGGUCUAUGUGCCAGGGAUCUUCGACCUUGUGCACCCGGGCCAUGUCAGCAUCCUUCAGCAUGCCGCGAAGCUUGGAGACUAUCUGCUUGUGGGCCUCUAUUCCGACGAGACAGUACGCCAACACAGGGGCACACCGCCUGUGCUGACAAUGUUGGAGCGAGCCAUGGCUGUGCCGACCUCAGAACACACACACACAGACACCUUGGAUCUGAGUUUUCUGUGA
Molecule: messenger RNA, 1269 nt
Organism: Symbiodinium necroappetens
Lineage: Eukaryota; Dinophyceae; Suessiales; Symbiodiniaceae
Source: the annotation of a GenBank genome assembly